Cotesia glomerata is the source of this 1112-nucleotide messenger RNA. RefSeq lists its product as uncharacterized. Gene Ontology annotation, molecular function: N-acetyltransferase activity. The transcript is spliced from 5 exons. The record is from RefSeq and is a predicted model, not a curated record. Lineage: Eukaryota; Metazoa; Arthropoda; Insecta; Hymenoptera; Braconidae. Bases 312 to 1040 code for a protein of 242 amino acids.
GCCAGCUUUUGCAGAUUUGCAAACUUAAGUUGCCAAGAGUUCUUUUUAAUUAAACAAAGUUUUAACAUUUUCAAAACUUAAUUGUGGGAGUUACAACUUAUAAAUAAUAUCUUCACUUAGUUGAUUGUAAUCGUGACCACACGGUUUGAGUUAGUUAAUUAAAUAGUUUGUUGAACAAGAACAUGAACGUCAGUCAUAUCUAGCGAACAGUCGGUAUACCAGACGUCAAAGUAAACGCACUGACGUUGAUAAAAUUCAUAAUAAAAAUAUUCAAGAUAACUUGUGCUAUUUUCUAAUUUCUGGUGUAAAAUAUGGUUUGGUCUCGUCCACCGGGUGAUCUAAGAGUUUGGUCUACUGUUGAAGCUGUCAAGCCGGAUGGAAAAAAAAUAAAAUUCAUAAUUCAAGAAAUACCUCCGAGUAGAUAUGAAGAAGCUCUAGAUCAUUUGUGCACUGUUUUCAUCACAAGUGAGGCUAUAUGUCGAAGUAUCAAUUUGAUUGAUGAUGCUGAAUCAGUAGCUGAAGUACGAGCUUUUUGGACAACAGCUCUCAAUCAAGGAAUUUCGAUCGGUGCAUAUGAACUCGAUCAAAACAAUCAAAUAUCUAAAUUUGCCGGAAUGAAUGUACUGAUGAUGGGUGAUAAAGAUGAAGAUAAAACAAUCACACCUAUAACGAGUACCAUGUCCAAAAGUGAAAAGCUACUUACUUUCAUGCAAAACCUUUCUGCAGAAGUGGACUUUUGUAAAAAAUGGGGUGUCGAUUAUUAUCUGGGUGCUGCUGGAUUAGAUGUAGAUACAAAUUAUCGUCGCCUAGGAUUGGGGACACAUCUGUUAUUAGCGAGAGAUAAGAUAGCUGAAGCAUACAACAUUCCAGUGUCAUCAACAUUUUUUACUUCGCCAACCUCCCAAAAAACUGCCAAAAAAGCUGGAUUUGAAGUUUUCUGGGAAAAACGUUGGAACGACAUUGUUGAUGACAAAGGCAACGUUAUUUUUCCAGGACUUGGAGAUACGUAUUGUAAAGUAAUGGAGAAAAAAUUCAAGUAAAAUCUGAUAUAAGUAAUGAAAACUUAAUGUUAUGUAUGUGUUGUUCUAAAUAAAUACAACAGAAUAAGAGAA